AUGGCACCGCCAAAAAAGCGCAGUGCUCCCAAAGACGACGAUUUCGUGCUUACACUUUCCGAUGAUGAGAACGAUGCAUUUAAAGACAUCAAUGAGGACGGAGACAACCAUGUAGACAAAGAAACGGCGAAUUCAACCAUCAAGAAGCGCAAGAGGGACACGGCGGAGACAACACAAAGCAAGAGCAAGAAACAGAAGCCAUUGAAAAACGGGAAACAACAGAAGAAGACAGGUGAAGAGGCUGUAUCUGAAUCGGAGGAAGAGCCAGAGGAGGAAGACGAUACUGGGGAGGAUGAUGGGGCACUGAAUUCGGAUUUCGAGUUUGACGUCGGCGCUGCAGCUCAGAAGGACGUGGUUGAAGGGUUCGAUGGAUGGGGAUUGGAUGAUACGAAAGACGGUACAAAGAAGAAUGGCGAUAAACAAGGAGUGGACAUUGACGAGAUCAUAUCGAGAAGACAAGCGAAGAAAGAGGCCCAAUCGAAAAAGAAGCAGAAGAAACAGAAGGUUGAGAGUGAAGAUGAGGGUAGUGAAAACGAGAGUAAUGCCUCGGAUGGGGGCAUGUCUGUGGAUUUCCAGGACGAUGAAUUGAUGGCUGAAGAUGCGUUCGGCAUGGGUGCUGACGGCGAGGAUGAGAGCGGCCAGUCUGAUGCUCAAGAGUCAGCCAGUGAAGAUGAGCAUGCAGGCAGCGAUGAUGAGAACAGCGAUGAUGAAGAUGAUGAUGCCGCCUCUGACAACGACUCUGUCGCAACCCCCGUCCAACAUCCCGAUGAUGUUGCUUCAGACAACGAUGGCUCAGAUGCCGAGAGUGAGGUUGAUGCGGAAGAAGAAGCAAAGCGCAAGGCCUUCUUCGCACCUGAGGAGCAGACCAGCGAACAAUCUGCAGCUGAGCUGUCUAAGAGGUCAUUCCAGGAAUUUAACCUGUCCCGGCCCAUUCUGCGUGGAUUGGCUGCGGUCAACUUCACAAACCCGACUCCCAUUCAGCGCAAGACAAUCCCCGUAGCACUUCUCGGCAAGGAUAUUGUUGGUAGUGCGGUGACCGGUUCAGGAAAGACGGCUGCCUUCGUUGUUCCCAUCCUCGAGCGUCUUCUGUUCCGCCCCCGAAAGGUCCCUACUAGCCGUGUUGCGAUCCUGAUGCCUACUCGUGAACUGGCUGUACAGUGCUACAAUGUGGCUACCAAACUGGCUACUUAUACUGAUAUCACUUUCUGCCAACUUGUUGGUGGUUUCAGUCUCCGCGAACAAGAGAAUAUCCUGAAGAAGCGCCCCGAUGUUAUCAUUGCCACGCCUGGUCGCUUCAUUGACCACAUGCGUAACUCGGCGAGCUUCACCGUUGAUACACUCGAGAUUUUGGUCUUGGAUGAAGCCGAUCGGAUGUUGGAGGAUGGUUUUGCAGAUGAGCUGAACGAAAUUUUGACUACCAUCCCGAAGUCACGGCAGACGAUGCUCUUUUCAGCAACCAUGACCGAUUCAGUCGACAAGCUUAUUCGAGUGGGGCUUAACCGGCCUGUACGGCUGAUGGUUGACUCUAAGAAGAACACCUCCAUGAACCUGGUUCAGGAAUUCGUGCGUUUACGGCCUGGAAGGGAGGAUAAACGAUUGGGAUACCUUCUUCAUCUAUGCAAGGAGGUUUACACGGGACGGGUCAUUGUGUUCUUCCGGCAGAAAAAAGAAGCACAUCGUGUACGGAUUGUCUUUGGACUCAUUGGAUUGAAAGCUGCUGAGCUUCAUGGUAGCAUGAGUCAAGAACAG
Messenger RNA from Aspergillus nomiae NRRL 13137, 1749 nucleotides. Its product is annotated as ATP-dependent RNA helicase drs1. NCBI's taxonomy places the organism in Eukaryota, Fungi, Ascomycota, Eurotiomycetes, Eurotiales, Aspergillaceae. Gene Ontology annotation, molecular function: nucleic acid binding; RNA helicase activity; ATP binding. The annotation marks the transcript as partial. The record is from RefSeq and is a predicted model, not a curated record. The transcript has a single exon.